AAACCACAACAUCUGAACAAUUUGACAGCUGACCAUAACUUGCCACAAGAGCUGGGUUCCACUAUUGCCAUUGUCAACCAAAGUCACAUUUUACUAUAUUCAGAAAACGAUACACUCCGCCCUAUCUUUCUAACGAUGUAUUUUUCGACACUCCCCUUCUUCCUAUCAGCCUUGGUUCUUGGUGUCCUUCCGUCUAGAGGCCAACCAGCCAAACUCGUACAGGAGAAUAUCAAUGGAAAUGUCUCUGACCAUCAACUUACUCAAUUGAACCUAGCAGGAACGCUACUCAUGCCUUCUGAGGGCGCCCAAUUCGUCAAUCAAGGUGGUGCGAUGGGCGAUAUUCAACUCGUUUAUAACUGUCCAACAACUUUUGCUCAAACCAAUAUCGGUGAGAGAACUUUGGCUAUAGAUGUAGUUUUGGUACCAAGGAGAGAGCAGGGAUAUAACCCUGGACCUUCGCGAGUAAUCCUGGCACGUGGCCUUAGAGCGAGAAAUGGUCUAAGCGGUGAAAAGAUACAAGUCAACUUCGUACCGCCCAUCUCCACUUGUGGUGAUUAUCGCAUGAUAGUCACAGAAAGCCAAAUUUUUCAGAAUGCGGUCGUUCAAUUUUCAGCCGGGGCCCCAGCCGUUGCGGUUGCCUGUAGCCCCAUGGACGAUUUUUAACUAAAAAAGGGGGGGUUCUAGUGAUGGAGCAAUAGUAUGAGCAGAUCAAUACGCUUUUUGCUUGUUCCCAUUCUUCACUUUCGAAUUCAAUUUUAUUAGGAGAUUUUAUAAGAGGACACUUGAUACAAAACUAAGGCUUAUGCCUAGAUUAUAUAUGAAAAAUCAUUCUUCCAUUUGAAUCAAAUCAAUUUUAAUCAACCAAACGCCCCCCCACCUCCCCUGGAAACCCAGUUUUAGUACGUGUACCAAGAUGCCAAGUUUUCUUGAGCCAUGGAAUCAUUC
Messenger RNA from Puccinia graminis f. sp. tritici CRL 75-36-700-3, 945 nucleotides. RefSeq lists its product as uncharacterized. The transcript is spliced from 6 exons. NCBI's taxonomy places the organism in Eukaryota, Fungi, Basidiomycota, Pucciniomycetes, Pucciniales, Pucciniaceae. The coding region runs from base 136 to 663 and encodes 175 amino acids. The record is from RefSeq and is a predicted model, not a curated record.